CCACAGCUUAUUUCUGCUGGGGUUUAUCCAUGGUUAUGAUUAUUUGGGCCUCUUACUUAUGCUCAUAGGAUGUUUAUGUCUGCAUAAGCAGGGGGACGGCUCCAAUUCCACUCACAACAGCAUGGGUUUAGAGGAGGGAAGGCCUAAAUAGCGGGGAUUAUUCCCUCACUUUCUCUCUCUCUCUCUAUCUCCCUUAGCCUAUUUUUCUGCAUCAAAUGUUCUGCUUUCAGUUCAGUUCCUGUUGCACCGAGGACUGCAGGCAUGAGCACAGCAGGCAUCCAUCGAGGAUUCCUUAGGAAAUAUGGGGGGUUCAUGUUCAAGCAGUGGAAGGAGAAGUACCUGGUGUUGACCAUGGAGGGAAGUCUGCUGGUGUGUCGGGAUGCAGAGUCUCCUCCAGACCAGGUGAUCGCCCUGCAGACCAACUGUGAGUCCAUAGUGGAGGGCCGGGAGAUCCUGGACCUGCCCAGGCUGCCUGCAGGGGGCAGGAGGGACUGCUGCUUUGCCCUCAUCCUGCCCCAGAACAAGUUCCUGCUGCUGCUGUCAGACAACCCCGACGACUGCAAUUUGUGGCUGAAUUUGAUCAGGAAAGUGAGAGAGGGUGUCAUGUCUCCUAUGACCCUCCAGAGGCAGCGGAGCAUCACCCCCUGCAUCACCGACAGAGACCCCCUGCCUGACACCUGCAGCGACAAGGACCCAGGUUCCCCAAGAAUCUGUGACGGGACCCCCCCUCUGCCUCGACUCACUGAACGGGGAGGGUCCUUCAGAGACCGGGGCCACAACCAAGGUGGGGUACCACCAAGGCCCCUGCGCAGCAUCUCUGCGACCCCUCCUCAUCGCGUGUCAGAUUGUCUUCGCCAUGGCAACAGCAGUGAUGCCCGGGCGGUGCGGGCCGUGUGCCUGCUGAUGGGCGGAGCCGCGGCCUCCUCCGCCCUGGGCUACCUCAGCUCCUGCACCCCCUCCUCCCCCCUCGCCGCCAGACCCCCGGAGAUCAGCCACGGCGCUGGGGGCUUCUCAGAGCUGCCCACGGGAGGCUCCUUCCACGGCUGCAGCCAGGACGUGGACUCCCCACACUUCAACAGCUUCGACUUCGAAGGAGACUCCGACUUUGACGCCUUUGACUGUGGAGGAUUUGCUUUUUAGUUUUUGUCCAGAAGAAAAGACACUUUUGAACAGUCCUGUCAUUCAGAAUCCCAUGUUCCUCUGUGAUACAGAUGUCAAACAUACGGCCCGUGGUCCAAAAAGGGCCACCAACGGGUCCAAUCCAGCCCGUGGGGUGAAUGUGUGAAAAGCAAAAAUUCC
Molecule: messenger RNA, 1299 nt
Organism: Sphaeramia orbicularis (orbiculate cardinalfish)
Lineage: Eukaryota; Metazoa; Chordata; Actinopteri; Kurtiformes; Apogonidae
Exons: 5
Coding region: 262-1140 (292 amino acids)
Biological process (GO): regulation of cell differentiation
Cellular component (GO): membrane
Source: RefSeq, a predicted model, not a curated record